Thecamonas trahens ATCC 50062 is the source of this 1209-nucleotide messenger RNA. RefSeq names its product fructose-1,6-bisphosphatase. Lineage: Eukaryota; Apusomonadida; Apusomonadidae. Gene Ontology annotation, biological process: fructose metabolic process; fructose 1,6-bisphosphate metabolic process; sucrose biosynthetic process. Gene Ontology annotation, molecular function: fructose 1,6-bisphosphate 1-phosphatase activity. Gene Ontology annotation, cellular component: cytoplasm. The record is from RefSeq and is a predicted model, not a curated record. The transcript has 2 exons. Bases 25 to 1077 code for a protein of 350 amino acids.
CCCAUACUCAUUUCAUACCACAACAUGGCUGCCAACAUUGAAGAGCUUGUCACCGACUUCCGGGUGGGUACCACCAUCAACCAGUUCAUUGCGGCGAUGGAGCGGCGUGUGCCCAACGCGACGGGAGCGCUGUCUGUGGUGCUGAUGGAGAUCGCGGUGGCAUGCAAGCUCAUUGCGUCCAAGAUCAAGCGUGCCGGCAUUGCCGACAUCCUCGGCAAGGUCGAGGCUGAGAACUCGACCGGUGACGUGCAGGCCAAGCUCGAUGUGCAGUCCAACUAUCUGAUGAAGCAGCGGCUGAUGUCGACCAAGUACGUUCUGGCGUACAUCUCCGAGGAGGAGGAGGCACUCACCUUUGCCGACCCCGAGUCCAAGACUGCCAAGUUUGUGGUGGCCACCGAUCCGCUCGACGGCUCGUCGAACGUCGACGUCAACGUGGGCGUCGGCACCAUCUUUGGCAUCUGGGAGCGCAAGACCGAGCGCGGGACGGCGUGUGACCCGGAUGUCGACUGCCUGCAGCGCGGGCGUGACAUGAUUGCCUCGGGCUACGUGCUCUACGGCUCGUCGGUCGUCUUUGUCCUCACCGUCGGCGCUGGCUCGGGCGUCCACGAGUUUACCCUCGAUCCGGCGCUUGGCGAGUUUGUGCUCUCGCGCGAGUUCAUGACCUACCCCGACAAGUUCAAGCACUACUCUGUCAACGAGGGCAACUACGCCAAGUGGGACUCGGGUGUCAAAAACUUUGUCGACUACUGCAAGGCCGUCGACAAGGAGACCAACCGCCCCAUCUCUGCCCGCUACAUCGGCUCGUUUGUGGCCGACUUUCAUCGCAACCUCAUCUACGGUGGCCUCUACAUGUACCCGGCCGACUCCAAGAACGCCCGCGGCAAGCUCCGCGUCAUGUACGAGUGCGCUCCGCUGGCCCUCCUCUCCGAAGAGGCCGGCGGCCGUGCCACCGAUGGUGAGGUCGACAUCCUCGACAUUAUCCCCACCGGCCCACACAUGCGCUCGCCGCUCUACAUCGGCACCACCGAGUCGGUCGACCUUGCCGGAAAGUUCCUCUCUGGUGAGAUCGAGGCGUAGCCACCGUCCCAACCUUUGAUUACAGCCGUGGACAUAGGUGAUAGACCGCAGUACAAUGCAAGAGGUACUCGCUGGUAUCAAACCUGGCAUCAACCACCAACAUCAGCUGUGGCCAGCUUGAGCCGCAGAGCC